This is a messenger RNA of Salarias fasciatus (jewelled blenny), 3736 nucleotides long. Its product is annotated as sialin. The transcript has 11 exons. Lineage: Eukaryota; Metazoa; Chordata; Actinopteri; Blenniiformes; Blenniidae. The coding region runs from base 215 to 1759 and encodes 514 amino acids. Gene Ontology annotation, cellular component: apical plasma membrane. The record is from RefSeq and is a predicted model, not a curated record. Gene Ontology annotation, molecular function: transmembrane transporter activity. Gene Ontology annotation, biological process: monoatomic anion transport; transmembrane transport.
UGUGACUGCUUUUCUCGGGUUGUGAAAAAAACUGAAGCGCAGGUUGUUUGUGGUCAUGCCGGCUGUGUCCAUCGAUUUUUCAGUUUGAUGUGGUUCCGCUUUCACCUACACAAGUGCCUCCUGUUUCCAGUCAACUACAAGACGGAUCCCCACGACUGGAUGGCUCACUGACAUUGUUCGAUAGACUCAAUUUCUUCUGGUCUUUACAUCUGCCAUGCCACUGCCAGAUGGCCACUCCAUCAACACAGCCGCUUCAGAAGACCGCGAGGACAGCGAGCCGCUCAUCCAGAGUGAUGCAGUUCCUCCCCAGUGCUGCUCGGCUCGCCUCAACCUGGCUGUCCUCAUGUUCUUCGGCUUCUCGGUGGUCUACGGUCUCCGUGUCAACCUCAGCGUUGCCAUGGUUGCCAUGGUGAACUCCACAGACCCCGAACCAUCCAAAAACAGCUCCAUCAUCCACGCCUGUCCGCCGCCGUCGGGAGCAGAUAACGCCAGUGAUGUUUUACAGCAGCCAGAUGGGAUCCCGCAGUACCCCUGGGACUCUGAAACUCAGGGCUGGCUCCUGGGGGCCUUCUUCUUCGGCUACCUGUGCACGCAGAUCCCGGGCGGAUACCUGGCAGGUCAUUAUGGAGGAAGCCUCUUUCUUGGCCUGGGCGUGCUGGGCACGGCGGGCCUCACACUGCUCACCCCCCUGGCUGCUUCCUGGGGAUCCUACUGGCUGUUUGCUCUGCGGGCGUUGGAGGGCUUUGGAGAGGGCGUGACAUUUCCUGCUAUGAUGGCCAUGUGGGCGCGAUGGGCUCCUCCUCUGGAGCGGUCCCGCCUCAUGACCCUUUCAGGAUCCGGGGCCAGCUUCGGCGCCUUUCUGGCCCUGCCGCUCACCGGGUACAUCUGCGAGAUGCUGGGUUGGCCCGCCGUCUUCUACCUCUGUGGUGGUGCUGGUUGCCUCUGGGCUGUGUUCUGGUUUAUUCUGGUCUCGGAUGAUCCUCGUAAGCAUCGUCGAAUCAGCAAAGAGGAGAGAGACUACAUCAUAAAGUCACUGGGACCACAGGGCACAGGUCACGGCUGGUCCCUGCCGCUGCUGUCCAUGCUGCUGUCUGUCCCUCUGUGGGCCAUCAUCAUCACACAGAUGUGCUCCAACUGGGCGUACUACACGCUGCUCACCUCCCUGCCCACAUACAUGGACAACAUCCUGCACUUUGACCUGAAGUCGAACGGGUUCCUGUCCGCUCUGCCGUACCUGGGCGCCUGGCUGUUCUCCAUCGCGUCGGGCGUCGUGGCCGACAGUCUCAUCGAGAGGAAGUUCCUCAGCGUCACUGUAGUCCGCAAACUCUUCACAGUCACCGGUCUGCUGCUGCCUGCCGCCUUUCUGGUAGCUGUGAGUUGUGCCGGCUGCAAUCACAUCCUCACCGUCACCUUCCUCACGCUCUCCACCACUUCAGGAGGGAUGAGUGCCUCGGGAGUCUUCAUCAAUCAGAUAGACAUCGCUCCUCGAUAUGCAGGGUUCCUGCUGGGCAUUACCAACACUUUUGGGACCAUUCCAGGCGUCGUGGCUCCGAUCGCCACCGGGUACUUUACCAAAGAUCACACCCUGGCGGGCUGGAAGAAGGUCUUCUGGGUCGCUGCUGGGAUCAACGCGGGCGGAGCACUCUUCUACACAAUAUUCGGCAGCGGCGAGGUCCAACCAUGGGCUGCCACAGAGGAAGAGAGAGCAGAAACAGACAGGACGAGGAGCAGGUCUAUCCCACAAGAAAUCAGAACAUAAAUACAGCGGUACAUAGGACAAUACAGCGUUACAUAGGACAGGCAAUAUGAAUGAACAAUAGGUUUGAACAACACAGGCAUGGAGGAAUGUUUAUUAACUUAAUUUCAGGGAAUUCAGCCUCUGUAAAUCAAUGUGUUUGUCACAGGCAAACAUGCAGUUUUCAGACAACAGGAGCCAAGAACAGCACUUUGACAUCACUGUACCUGGACUAUUGAUUAUUGUUUUCUAACGAAAACUCAGCAAUAUUUUUAUCUUUGAUUCUAAAUACUUAAGACAAACUAUCUCCAUGAGCAGCAUUUUUUUUCUACUUGUAAUGAUAAGUGUGAAAAGACGUGCAAUUAUAAAGACCAAACAUUUUCAUAUAAAACUGAGGACUAGUUUAUCAUCUCGUUCACAUCAAAACCAGCAAUAUUAAUACUUGUCACUUUCUAUGAUAGUUUGAGCAAAGCGGUAUCUACUUCUUUUUUUAAUGUGUGUCUCUAUAGUCACCACUGUACUUACUUUUUAUGAUGUGUCAGUGGUCCACUCCUUUAAACUUAAAUUCCUGUGUUUUUUUUAUAGCAAGGAAUUUAAAACUAACAUUUUAGAGUCUCGUUUUAUGCAUGUAAACAACUGUUAGCAUGCUGCUGCUGUUUUUUGAGUUGUUUCUGUUGUUUGAAAGACUCAAACUUAACAUUUCAGCCUUAAAACACUGUGUAAUGACAGUGCACGCAACAAAAAUGUUACUUUCUCAUAUGUUCUGCCUCACAUUUGGUGCUGCACUCACUUUUUUUUUUACAGUAGUUUUUUUUUGUUUGUUUUUUUAUAGAGUUGUUACAUGAUCAGGAUUCACACUGCCUUUAAAAAUAAGGAAAUAUAUUUGCUGUUGUUAAAAAGAAUGGGUGACAUUUGUAGUGUUUUGUACUUGUUUGGCACCAAAAGUGAGACCAAAAUAAAUCUAAGUUGUUUAUUUUUUUUGAAUGUUUAGUUUCUUUCAACAUUUUAUUGCAAGCGAGUGCAUGGUGUGUUUGUUUUUUUAAUGUUUUAAAGCUUCUGUAGAUAGAGCCACUUUACACAGCAGGAGUGGUCUUCGGCUAUUGUUUUUCACAGCGACAUGUUUCCUGACCACUUCUGCAGACUGUCCCGUUGGACCAAGAGCAGCACUUUUUACCAUCAAAAAUCUAACAAAGGCCUUACAUCUAAUACCGGUGCUGAAAACAUUUUCUAGCUAUGGGCACCCCCAGUUCAGGGGUGUCAGACGUUUUUGUUUAGAGCCUAUUUACAAGACAACCUGUUAAAACAGCUUAAAUGACUUCUUCAGAUUUUCUCUUAGGUUUGAAGAAGUACAAAUACACAAUAAAAAUGUUGACAUUUGAGUGAACAAUUAAUUAUAAAGGGCGGCUGUGGUUCAGUGGGGAGACUGGUCGUCCCUCCAUCAGGAGGUUGUGAGUUUGAUUCCCGUCUCCCCCUGUCUGCAUGUCGAAGGGUCCUGAACCCUAAAUUGCCCUCAGUGUUGUAUGUCGCUUUGGACAAAAGCGUCUUGUAGUAUAAAACCAUAACGAUUUAAAAGUUUUAAAUUAAAGUAAGUGUAAUUUCGACAGUAUGCAAUUUUGACAGUGCCUCCUGAUGCAAAGUCAUCCUCACAGUGACUUGAAUAAGAUAAUAAUGGGGUAGCUUUAGCUUUACUGCUGCUCACUCAAUGUUCUUGUCAUAAUUGUUGCUACUAUGCUGCAAUAGACCCCCCCCCCCCCCCCCCCUGCAGGCCAGUAUUAACUUCAGAGCUGUAUGUUUGAUCCCCUGGUUCUAGCACAGGGGUUUUUACAUGUGUUAAAGAGCACCUUCCACUUUCAGCAGCUCAACAUUAACACUCCAGUUACUCUGCAUAAAUUAUGGAUGUUGAUUCACUAUUCAAUCCAACAUCAUAAUCUUGUUAUAAACUUCUUCUAUAUUCUCAUUUGUAUUAAAUGUCUCUUCAUCUCUGUCAACUUGUAUCAUUCU